CACACUCACUACCCCGCACCACUUUUCACGCCUAUCCCUACGUCAUCCUCAAGAUGGGCGCAUUGGGAAAUCUGGUCCCGUUGGUUAUUCUGUUCUUGCUUGUCGCCGGCGCGGCAUGGGUGGGCUACCAGGUCUACAUAUACUCGAACGAGUUGGCCGAGCGCGGCGCGCGCAAGAUGGAGAAGAAGAACGUCGUCUUCACGAAGGAUGGCGCGAAAGUGGGGGUUAAGGAAGUUAGCGCUGAGGAAUAUGCGGAAAAGACUCAGAAGGCAUUCGUGCAGACAUGGAACACUGCACAAGCAGGUCCUUCGACCUCCACCCGGCGGACAAAUACAAGAUGAGACAUGAAAGUCCUAGCGU
Messenger RNA from Dothidotthia symphoricarpi CBS 119687, 360 nucleotides. RefSeq lists its product as uncharacterized. The record is from RefSeq and is a predicted model, not a curated record. NCBI's taxonomy places the organism in Eukaryota, Fungi, Ascomycota, Dothideomycetes, Pleosporales, Dothidotthiaceae. The transcript is spliced from 4 exons. The coding region runs from base 54 to 341 and encodes 95 amino acids.